AUGGACGCUCUCAAGUCGGCGAUUGCGCCGCUCAAACCCAUCACCAACUCUCUCCCGCAGCCCAUCCAUGACCUCGGCGCCUCCAUCAUCGGCUCGACCUGCUACAAGACACUGAUCCUCGACCUCGAUCCAACAGACAGCGAGUGUGUUAAGCUCGCCAUCUCAAAGGGAUUGGGUAUCGGCAUUAUCGCUGCCUCGUCCAUUGUCAAGGUCCCCCAGAUAAUCAAGCUCCUAAACUCGCGCUCCGCGUCUGGAGUCAGCUUCCUGUCGUACCUCCUCGAGACCUCCUCGUACCUCAUCAGUCUGGCGUAUAACUUUCGCAAUGGCUUUCCUUUCUCGACGUAUGGAGAGACUGCCUUGAUUAUGGGACAGAACGUUGUCAUCACCAUUUUGGUGCUUAACUACAGUGGCAAGCAGAGCACUGCCGCCUUGUUCGUUGCUGCACUCGCCGCCGCAGCGUUCAGUCUCUUCGCAGAGAACCUCGUGGACAGAAAGACGUUGGGUCUACUGCAAGCUGGUGCCGGUGUCCUAGGCGUCGGUAGCAAGAUUCCGCAGAUCUUGGCUAUCUGGCAACAGGGUGGUACUGGCCAGUUGAGUGCUUUUACUGUCUUCAACUAUCUGGCCGGCUCGCUCUCCCGAAUUUUCACCACAUUACAAGAGGUUGAUGACAAGCUGAUCCUGUAUGGUUUUAUUGCUGGAUUCGCUCUCAACCUAGUCCUCGCUCUCCAGAUGGUGUAUUACUGGAAUGCCCCUUCAGCAAAGGCACGAGGCAAGAUGAGGGAGGCUCCUGUUGCAGCUGCUCCCACAAACUCUGGCUCGUCAAGUGCGACACCGAAGAGCAAAGGCCCUACAACUCGUCGCCGGGGCUAG
Molecule: messenger RNA, 870 nt
Organism: Truncatella angustata
Lineage: Eukaryota; Fungi; Ascomycota; Sordariomycetes; Amphisphaeriales; Sporocadaceae
Product: polyketide synthase
Exons: 2
Coding region: 1-870 (289 amino acids)
Source: RefSeq, a predicted model, not a curated record